AUGGCCAGCGGUUUCUGGGUCGUGCUCAUGACGGAUCGGGCUCGCGAGAUCUCAGCAUUCAUUACUCCUCGCAUGCAUUUUGGCCUUAAGAACGCCCCUCAGAUGUAUCAGCGCCUCGUGGACAACGCGUUAUCUCGCGAUCCGGCGACGCUGGGUCUACAACGGACGUGUUCCGGACCGGUAUCGCGGACGAUCCUGAUCGCGAGUCGGUGUUGGGACGGAGAUCACACAUCGACGCGGAGAUCAUACAUCGACGACAUCAUGAUCGCAGCGGAAUCAUGGGAUCAAAUGUGCCGAAGAGUGGAAGAUCUGUUGGAAGCUUGUGAUAAGUGGAAUUUGUCGAUCAGUGUAGCCAAGCGCUUUUGGGGCAUGGAUAAGGUAGGAUAUCUGGGACACCGAGUGUCGAUCGGAGGUUUAGAGGCAAGCCCGAAGACAUGA
Molecule: messenger RNA, 438 nt
Organism: Phytophthora megakarya
Lineage: Eukaryota; Oomycota; Peronosporomycetes; Peronosporales; Peronosporaceae
Source: the annotation of a GenBank genome assembly